Molecule: messenger RNA, 768 nt
Organism: Colletotrichum higginsianum IMI 349063
Lineage: Eukaryota; Fungi; Ascomycota; Sordariomycetes; Glomerellales; Glomerellaceae
Product: Casein kinase substrate phosphoprotein PP28
Exons: 3
Coding region: 1-768 (255 amino acids)
Cellular component (GO): cytosol
Molecular function (GO): RNA binding
Source: RefSeq, a predicted model, not a curated record
AUGGCAGGUGGACAGCCAGGAUCCAACUCUCGCGGCCGCGGUGGCAAGUUCAGAAAGUUCACCCGUGGAGGUGGCAAGCACUUCUCCCGCGAUCUCAGACCUCUCGACGCCGAUGGCAACGAAAUCGAUAUGUGGUCUGCCAACUCGAAGAAGAAGAAUGACGAAAGCUCCGAGGAGGAUUCUGAGGAGGAUUCCGAGGAAGAGUCCGGCUCCGAUGAAGACGGCAAGCCCCAGGCCGAGAUGUCCCGCGCCGAGCGAAAGGCUGCCGCUAAGGCCCGCAAGGACGCCGCCAUAGCCAAGAAGAGAGCCCAGGCCGUGGAGGUCGGCGACCUGCCCCCUUCCGACUCGGAGGAGGAGAGCAGCGAGGACGACGCCGACAUGCCCGCCAACCCCAACCAUUCCAAGGCAGCCCGUAACCAGACGAAGGCGCCAGUCGCCGCCCCCGAGGUUGACGAGGCCGCCGAGGGCGUCAAGAAGCUGGCUGUCGCUAGCAACCGCAAGGAGCGCGAGAGCAUGGAAGCUGCGCAAGCCAAGGAGAGAUACCGCAAACUGCAUGAGGCCGGCAAGACGGACGAGGCCAAGGCCGACCUUGCGCGCUUGAGACUCAUUCGUGAGCAGAGAGCUGCCGACGCUGCCCGCCGGGACGCCGAGAAGGAAGAGCGCGAAGCCCAAGAGGCCGCUAAGAGAAAGGAGAUUGAGGCGAAGGAGGCGAAGAAGAGAGAGGCCGCUCUCGGUCCCGUCAAGAAGGGCAAGAAGUCUAGCAAAUAA